AUGAAACCAAGAAUAGGAGAUGCGACCACACUCGAGAGCCUUUCCAAUACAUGUAGCGGCGUUGCAUGGUCUGAAGGGGACUUGUACUGGACCUACGGUAGUCGAGAUACUCUCAGCGUGAAGGACGGAGAGACGGAUAUUGUGCGUCUCAUCCCUGUCAGUACAUCAUCGACGAAGGACAUCUUUGUCGGCAGGAGAACAGUCGAAGGCCCUAGCGACGGAGAGUGCGACUUUGAAAAGAUUAAAUGUCGAUGGCAUUUCAAGAACUCUAUGUCAAACGACUUGGAUUGGACGAGACGGUCUGCAGAGCUAACUGCAAGUAACUCAACAGGACCAACUGUGGACCACACGACACAGAGCCGAACUGGUCAAUACAUGCUACUUAACACGAGCAGUCCGGCCAAUUCGCCCGGGAACUUGGCAUCCCUCAUCAGCCCGCCAGUCAACGUCUCUGGGCCGGCACCUAAAUGCUUUCGAUUCUGGUACUACAUGCAUGAUGUCACUAAUGGCUCUCUCACGGUCUUCUUCCAACAAGGCGAGACCAGGUCCUCCCCGAAUGGUCAGUCCACUGGUGAGACCAAACUGACCACGCUAUGGUCCGCCUACGGCAGCCAACCCGACGAGUGGGUCGGCGCGGAGAUCGAGGUGAGGGCUGCGGGAAUCGGACACGUUCUCAUCAAGGCGGUCGUUGGCGAUCCAAGGCUGAACAUCAUCGGCAUCGACGAUGUCCACUUUGGAGAAUGUCAGCAGGACUCCAGACUGGUGUGUGAGGACUCUUCAAUGACCGUAUACCUGGACAAGGCAAGGCUAGGGAUCUCAAGUCAGGAUAGGGUUUCAUUCAAGAAUUCUCUCUGCCGAGGGGCUGAGUAUGAUGCAGAUACGGUUGCUAUUACAGCGCCCUACAAUGGAUGCGGCACAACAGUUAGCGAGAGUGAUGACGUCAUCCUUUUUUCCAAUCAAGUCAACGUCAUGAUUCACUCGGAUAUCCGGAGCUCCGACGUCUCUAUCCGGGUGAACUGUUCGAUGAGUCGGACCUAUCACGUGGCAAUGACGUACUUGGCGCAUGCGUGGAUCAGAUACAUCAGGGAGGAUGGCUACGGGAAUUUCACGGUUCGCAUUCGUCAGUAUACCAACGUUAAGUUUGAAGAUGCAUACCCGGGUGAUAUCUUCCCCCAACAGGUUGAAAUAGAUGAUAGGAUUUACAUGGCAACCGAAAUGGUCACUAUCAAAGACGUGGUAGAUACGACACAAAAUGCUCGAUGCUGGGCUACUCCAUCACGUGACCCUUCCGACCCUGUAAGCCGUGACAUCAUAAAUGAUGGGUGCCCCAUAGGAGAUGGGACCAAAGUCUACACGCUGUUGACGCGUGGCCUGCAGGCUUUCUCAUUCAAAGCCUUCUCCUUCUCCCGGGAUGAGAAUCUUAUCUACGUUCAUUGUGACCUCAUCAUCUGUCAAGAUUCAGACCAAUCAGCGUGCUCCUCAAAUUGUAGUCAUUCUCGUGCUGUACGAGAAGCUCGCGAUACACGAGACUCUGGAUUUGGCCCAUAUACAGUUUCACAAGGACCAUUUAUGUACAAGAUAGAUGCGACUCGUCAGAAAGAUGGUGCGUCCAUGAUUGUCAUUCUUCUAUCAGCCCUCGUCUGUACCACCGUUCUCUUACUGGCAACCAUCUUCAUAGGAGUCUUCAUCUACGCGCGAAACCGAAUGGGGAUGAGAUGUAAUUGAUUAAUCACGUGAUCACAUCACGUGAUAAUUAGACGUGUUUCUCUGAGUGUGCUACGGAUCGUGAUGUUAGAGUUAGAUAUAAAGUAGAAAUAAGGUCGAGUACUGCUCAUGCGAUUAAAUUGUACAAGAAACUGAGUGGAAGCAUUGAUGAAAGGUCGAUUGGGAAUGCAUGUAUACUGUGCGGUUUUGAAAUGAUCAGAAUGAAAAGGAAUUGUCUCUAUCGUGCUAAGAACCCACACUGCACACACAAAAUUGGUAUAUGGGACUACAGACAUUAUGAAGUAUGAUCAAAAUAAAGUUUAGCUUUUUCUAUUCAUAAUCCAAUACAUAGAUUUCUAAUCAGAUCGAUCCUGUCCAGGGGGGCGGGGGGAGGGGGUCAUUUCUACUAUAAUAUUCUUCAAACUGUCAUACUAAGAAUGAGAAGGUUAAAUUUUGUUUAGGCAUGUUAGGAUGCGAGGUCGAUGUGAUUGAAGUAUUUUUGUGUGCUUGUAUAUUUACCCCACCCCUGUAUACCGCAUUUUUAUCAACUCUUCAUUAUACAUCUAUAUUACUUUAUAUUAUAAAACUGUACAGCGCCUUAAGAACCAACUCAUUUAUGACUUACAUAUAAGCACACAAUAAGCCAACAUAAUGAUCCAGGUGCCUAAACACAGGCAAAUGGGAUAGGAAGGGAGGGAUGGGGGUGUUCUUACUUUGCAGUCAGUAAUAAUUUACAUUGGCAUUGUAAAAAGGCAAACAGCUUUUUGUGUUACACAUUUUAUCAGUCGUUGAAUGAAACGUUAAUUUUGUUCGGUUUAUUUUCUUUCCAUGGAAAUGUAUGGCCUCAAUAAUAUCAGAAUAAUUUUAUUUAAAACGUUUUACAUACCACAUUGGAUAUACCUAUAUAUAUUCCCUGGACUGGACAUUAUUAGUCUAGCUUUUAACUUCUUAUUAUAUAUUAUAACUUCAUUAAUAAAUUGAACAAUCACCCAAGUAUGUUUGGUGUCUUUACUUUAGUGCAAUUGAAUUUAUCAUAAUCGUUGGCCUACUGGUGUAACAAUCUAAACAGGUCUUGGCUUUAAAUAUUUGUGGUUUUGUUUCUCCAGAGUUCUCAUUUUACUUAGAUGAAUCCUGAUUUACUCCCCAAUCGCAU
Strongylocentrotus purpuratus (purple sea urchin) is the source of this 2857-nucleotide messenger RNA. Its product is annotated as ZP domain-containing protein. Lineage: Eukaryota; Metazoa; Echinodermata; Echinoidea; Camarodonta; Strongylocentrotidae. Bases 1 to 1725 code for a protein of 574 amino acids. Gene Ontology annotation, cellular component: membrane. The transcript is spliced from 9 exons. The record is from RefSeq and is a predicted model, not a curated record.